GGCAGGGGUAAUUUGGGUAAUAGGGUGAAUUUCACCGCAGGAGGAAAGGAAAUGUUUCUGUGGUGAACUGAUUAGGAAAAGAAAAUAGUGGCUAUUUGAGGCUGCCCAGAGCCUUGGGAAGUUAGACUUUGGUCCCUUGGGUGAUGAGCUAAUGGACAGAGUGCAGGGGAGGCAAUACAAAGUGCAUGAUGAAUUGUGCUCCUAUUGAUUGAUGUAUGACUUGGCCCUGGGUGUAAUUACCAGAGCUGCAGUAUGUGCGAUAUGCCCUUAGGUGCUGAAGCACAUGAUAAGUGCUGCUGUAAGAUCUGGUGUUCUGUUUCCCAGCUGAACAAAGCAGCCUCUUUCAAAGCGAAGCUCGUCUCUGUGGAGAAAGAAUCUCCCUGUGUCAGCAGCAGCCAAGGAACGAGGUCCCCGGGGAACAAUGGGAAGCGAGAAGAAGAUCAGUCUUCCAGCAAAGUUGAUCAGUGGAGGAGUGGCUGGGCUGGUGGGGGUCACCUGCGUCUUCCCAAUUGAUUUGGCGAAAACCCGUCUUCAGAACCAGCAGAGAGAAGGAGUCUAUACUGGCAUGCGGGAUUGCGUGGUGAAGACUCUGCGCUCAGAGGGAUUCUUCGGCAUAUACCGAGGAGCUGCUGUGAGCCUGACGCUAGUCACUCCAGAGAAAGCCAUCAAGCUGGCUGCUAAUGACUUCUUUCGACAGCUGCUCUUACAGGAUGGAAAGGACCUAACACUGCCCAGGGAGAUGCUGGCUGGCUGUGGAGCUGGGACCUGCCAAGUGGUGGUCACCUCCCCAAUGGAGAUGCUGAAAAUCCAGCUCCAGGAUGCUGGACGGCUGGCUGUUCACCAGCAAAAGGUUUUGGGAGCAGAUGGGCCAAUGACAACCUCCUCCCACCUACCACCAGUCAGUGCCUCCAUCACUGACCGUACCUCAGCAUUCAGGCGCCCCUCUGCCACUGUGAUCGCCAAGGAGCUGCUGCAGAUCCAGGGACUAGCAGGCCUGUACAAGGGCCUGGGAGCCACGCUGCUCAGAGAUGUGCCUUUUUCCAUUAUCUAUUUCCCACUCUUUGCCAACAUCAACAAACAUGAGCAGCGGCACACUGGAGAGAAGGCAUCCUUCUUCCAUUCCUUUGUGUCUGGCUGUGUAGCAGGUUCUGUGGCUGCUGUGACAGUGACCCCCCCUGGAUGUUCUAAAAACCCGAAUUCAAACCCUGCAGAAAGGCCUGGGAGAGGACACAUACAAUGGAAUCAUUGACUGUGCUAGGAAAAUCUGGAUGCAUGAGGGCCCUACUGCCUUCAUGAAGGGGGCAGUCUGCCGGGCCAUGGUUAUCGCUCCCCUCUUUGGCAUAGCCCAAGGGGUCUAUUUCAUUGGUAUUGGAGAAUAUAUUUUAGGAUAUUUCCAGUAGCACUUGCUCUUGCUAAGCAAGACCAGGCUAAAGAUCCCACAAGUUUACUUCCCCAUCUCUCCAGAAUCAGAAUGACCAGAAAUGGACAGGACCAUAUUGUGAUCCAUGCCGUGACUUUGACACAACCUUCUGCUCUUUCUGGCAACAAACAAAGGUGGACACAGGCUGUUUGCCAUUAUAGCUUUAUUUUCUUGUACCCUUUUGUUUCCGUGUGCUACAGCUGACCACUGCACAUUUAUAAAAUGGAAAGGACUAUUUUGUCUCCAUUAUUUUCUCUGAAAAAUGCUAGUCCUUUUAAGAUAACAUGCAGCUGGAUUUUUGAAGUGAUAUGUGUAUAAACAUCAGAUCUGCUCUGCUUAGGGCUGCUCUCUAGGAUUGUUUGAGGUUAAUGUUGAACCUGGAGGCACUCUUCAAUUGUCAGCUGACUUAGAUGAUUUGCUGUGUCCUGUCCUGUAGAUACAGUGUCAUGUUCCUUGUAUUCAACUGUUUGCCAGUCUAAACUUGCUGUUUCUUACCCUGCUUUUGUAGAGAAGGUAAAAGCCGGUUGAGUGUUUCAAGAAUGCAGGGGGCAGAUCCAGCCGACUCACUGAGCAGUAAGAAAAAACUCGAACUAACUUGUUUUAGCAAGCAGUGUCUAAACAGAAAGGUCAGUGAGUUAAGACAAAGCUAGAAGUUUUGUUCAUCCCCUGUAGGAUCUGGAUGGAAGCUAUAGAUUCUGGUUUGUGCAAUGAAGCUGGAAGCUAAUAUAUUGCAGCCAAAGAGUUAGAUCAUUUACAAUGAGAUUGGGAGGGAGGUGGCAGUAGUUACUGAAGGUCAAAAGCAAUUAGAUUUAAUGCUUAGAUAAGCACAAAAGCUAAUAAACCAAACAGCUAUGCUAAAGCAAAAUAUGGAGGUAAACACACUGUACCCUCACUACAUGAAUGGGCCAGCUACAAGUGUGUCUGAACUUGGCACUUUUAGGACCAUUAGACCUGCCAUUUCAGAGAAGCAAGGCUGUAAGUCACUUGUGCAGUCUUUACAAAGAAAGAGAAUAGCCUGUAGCAUACUCAGAAACUGGGUGUUGCAGGACAGUGUUUUUAUAAGAUGGUGCUGCUGCAGCCUACCACCCAUUUCUUCAUGGCACAACAUGAAAGCCAUGUACCAGCACACUACACCCAAGAGUGACAGGAGCAGGCUCAGCAGCUCACUCAAGCAUCAAUGAAUUUAACUGGCUUUAUGAAUGUAGGAGUCUUGGAGGAAUAAAAUGGGGAUUGGUGCCAGGGGUUAAGGUAUAGUACUGGUACUAUUGUUCAAGUGUAUUUUCAGGAACUUCAGAAUUGUCUUGUAUCAUUGUAGUAUUAUGUGCAGAUUAAGAAAUAGCAUCUAUGCAGCUCUCAGAGAGUGAGUAUUGUGUGGCUGUAAAUUUAGGCUGCAUAAUGUUUGCAACAGAGUUUGCUCAGAAUAGGUGCAGCUCUUCAGUGACUGAAAAACUGUCUGUUACCUUUUAGGGCAGGGUCACAUCUACUGACCACUUUUCCCCACACUAACUGCCUCUAGUUAUAUGCUUAGUAACAGAAGAUUGAGAAAUGUUGCUGCUAGUUUGUUCCUCGUUGUUGAAAGAAUGAAGAUCACCCUGGAUUCCCUUCUUUAAGAGUAUUUUUACCUUAAGUUAACACUAUUCACUCCCACAAUUAAACUUCUGCUGCCUUCUGUGCAACUAGGAUUUAAGAGAAAAGGGAAUCACUUGUAAUACAGAGUACAUCAAUAGAUAGUGAUGUGCUAGCAGCUUUCUGUGCAUUAUCUCUGUGCUUUCCCAGGGAAGUAAAUGUACUUAGUUGCUAGGGAGUUCAGUUUUCUACUCCAUCCAGGCUCCACUGUGACUUUCAGGUUGUCAAGUACAGAUUACUAUUAGCUUGCAAGCUAAUAGUAUAGUCUAUCCACUGUUGUUCAUAUGUAUCUUUAUAUUUGUCAUUUAUUAAAGUAUGCCACAAAGCUA
Molecule: messenger RNA, 3375 nt
Organism: Alligator mississippiensis (American alligator)
Lineage: Eukaryota; Metazoa; Chordata; Crocodylia; Alligatoridae
Gene: SLC25A18
Product: solute carrier family 25 member 18
Exons: 9
Coding region: 422-1249 (275 amino acids)
Biological process (GO): malate-aspartate shuttle; aspartate transmembrane transport; L-glutamate transmembrane transport
Molecular function (GO): L-glutamate transmembrane transporter activity; L-aspartate transmembrane transporter activity
Source: RefSeq, a predicted model, not a curated record